AUUCUCCCUGCCAAGCCGCCAGUCCAAGUCAUGCGCAACUCCAACUUUCUGGGCUCUUCAAGUUCUGAUUCUCAGGUCUGACAUUGAUAAGAAAGUGCCAGAGAGGCUGAGAAGAGCGCAAUUGGGUUGACUAGCAGCUAACAAAAUGCUGGCGACUGCGGCGGAGUUGCGACUACUUUGCUGGGAAUGGGAGCCUCUCGUGACGGCCAUUUCACAAAGAGCUGAGGUUUAUCUCAUCCAAAAUUUUCCCAUUCAUUGUCAGGACGUCCUUUGAGCUCACAACAACCUCAAUUGCCCAAUCUUUUGGAUCACUUAUCUCAAUCCAGCUGCAAAGGACGAGACACAGAAUGCUGGAAAGCUGGUGUGACUCCCUGAGCGUCUUCUUGCGGGAGUCCGCCCAGCAAGAAGACCCCCCUUUCAGAUGGUCCCUAGAGGGCGCCCUCUUUCCUGUCCUCCGUGCUAGCAGCGUCCUCUAUGGGGGGGUGUACCAGCUAAGAAUGUGGCUUUACAAAGUGGGGGUGUGCAAAAGGGAGUCUCUCCCUGUUCCUGUGAUAAGUGUUGGGAACAUCAGCUGGGGGGGCAACGGGAAAACUCCAAUGGUGGAGUUUAUAGCCAGGCGCAUGCUGAGCGUGGGGCUGAGACCAGUGGUCCUAGUCAGGGGAGGCCCCUACAGCGACGAGGCGUCCAUGCUGACUCAGCGGCUGCGCGACACGAGCGCUGUUAUCGGCUCCGGUCGGAACCGGUCAAAGGCUGCCCGGACGAUCUUCACAAGGCACGGGGCUGCACCGUCAGAAAGCGUGCGGAGGGCGGCGAUGAGCCUGGCAAUCGCUAAGGAGGAACUAGACUGGGAGGUGGUUGGGACCAAGGGCGGGGAGGGCGGUGUGAACGGGCCCGUGGGGGUGGUCAUAGUGGACGAUGGCAUGCAGCACCUCGCCCUCGACCGCGACCUCGAGAUCGUGAUGGUCAGCGCCGUCUCUUAUUUCGGCAAUGGCCACCUCAUCCCCUCCGGACCAUUGCGAGAGCCCCUCUCUGCGCUGCAGCGAGCCGAUGCAGUCAUCCUCCAUCAUGCGGACCUCGUUUCCGAAGACCGGCGCCUCUGUCUGACGUCCGAUCUGCACCGCCACGUACGUCCGAGCAUUCCCGUCUUUCCCGCCCACUUUGCUCCCAAGCACCUUCUACGGAUCUCCGGGCCGAAGCGAGGGCGACAAGAAAGCCUGGAUGCAGUCAGCGGGGUCGCCGUGGUUGCCCUGUCAGGGAUUGGGUGCCCUCGGUCGCUCGAACUCCUGCUUUACAAGUUAGGAGCGAAGCGCGUGGAGAGCCGGGCUUUCGGCGACCACCAUGUCUUUUUUGAAAAGGACCUUAUGUCCACUCUGACGCUACUCCGGGGGCUACAGGAUUCGCGCCAAUACUCUCGCUGCCUCGUUAUCACGACCGAAAAGGACUUCGCCCGUUGCUCGCGCGUGCUCGAGGACGUUCUCUUUGACGCCGACUGUUUUGCACUGAUCGGGAGCCUGGAGCUGGACGCUCCGUCCGAACGGCUAGACGCUCUCCUGUCCGGAGCACUUAGAAAGCGGACGGGACACGUGCGGGGCUCGGGCCCAUCGUAAGUUUCGAUGAUCAUUAGCGAGAUGUCAAGCACGUUCCACGCCCUGCGGGGUCGGUGUGAGGCAUUCGGCUGUACGUGCGAGGGUGUGGCAUGCUCAUGAAGCAAGUUAUCAGGGUUACAGCUGCAAAGCACAGGCCUAUGCACUUUUAGGACUCCUUUGAAGGGAUGAGUGCCUCAUGGCCACUGGAAAGUAAGCAGCCACUGAAAAGAGAUCCAAAGGCGCAAUGGCUUGACUCUUUCUGGUUAAGGAUCUCCAUACGAGUUACCUUUAUUACAAGCGCUCAAUCAUGAAAGACUGUACGUAGAUAUACCUAAUCCGAUCUCAGGGUUGGGCUGGCCGGAUGGGACUUGCAGAGCUAGGUAGUCUGUGGGCAAUCGACAUCACUUUAUGGUACAGAAUCGAUUCAACGUUUUUCAAUACAGCUUCUU
Molecule: messenger RNA, 2035 nt
Organism: Klebsormidium nitens
Lineage: Eukaryota; Viridiplantae; Streptophyta; Klebsormidiophyceae; Klebsormidiales; Klebsormidiaceae
Source: the annotation of a GenBank genome assembly